This is a messenger RNA of Diospyros lotus (date-plum), 1872 nucleotides long. RefSeq names its product scopoletin glucosyltransferase-like. The record is from RefSeq and is a predicted model, not a curated record. Gene Ontology annotation, molecular function: UDP-glycosyltransferase activity. Lineage: Eukaryota; Viridiplantae; Streptophyta; Magnoliopsida; Ericales; Ebenaceae. The coding region runs from base 1 to 1353 and encodes 450 amino acids. The transcript has a single exon.
AUGGCAACCAGUACCAGUAGUGGAGAUGGGAGUGAGAUAUUUGUGCUCCCUUCAAUCGGCUCGGGUCACCUCUUCCCCUCCAUAGAGCUCUGCCACCUCAUCUCCUCCCCAAAUUGCACAACCACUACCCUCCUCCUCCUCCCCUCCAACCUCCUUCCCUCCCUCCCUCCCUCCUUCCGCCACCGCACCGCUGCCCUCUCUUCGCUCCCCGCCUCCCCGCACCACCACCAGGACCCGGCCCGAGACCAAUUCGCCUCGGAUCUCGAGACCCACAUCUCUACCCGCCGCCCUCUCUGCGCCGUCGUCGAUUUCAAGGUGGGUUGGACCAAACAUAUCUUCUGGAAGUUCCGCGUCCCCGUCGUCAGCUUCUUCACCUUCGGCGCCUCCGCCGCCGCCAUGGAGUGGGGCGCGUGGAAAUCCGACGCCCACAGUAUGAACCCCGGCGAGGCCCGACCCAUUGCCGGCCUGCCGCCGGAGAUGCGCCUGAACUACCUCGACGUCCAGUCCCGCCGUGGCGGUCCAAAGCCCGGCUACCAGCCGCCGUGGGUGCCGAUGAUCGAGGGCUCAGUAGGACUGAUGUUCAACACGUGCGACGAUCUGGAGCGUCCGUUUCUCGAUUACCUAUCCGAUCAAAUCGGGCUCCCGGUUUGGGCUGUGGGCCCGCUAUUGCCCGAACUGUGCUGGACCUCGCGGCCCGGAUCUCUCAUUCUCGAGCGUCAGAUCCGACCUCCAAAGCGCGAAUCUAACUACACGGAUGAUGAGCUGAUCCAGUGGCUGGAUUCCAAGCCACGUGGCUCAGUCCUCUACGUGUCAUUCGGGACCGAAACAUGUCCGACCCCGGACGAGUACCCGGAGCUGGCCGGAGCCUUGGAGGAUUCGACCCACCCGUUUAUCUGGGUCAUCCAACAUGGGCCGGGUGGCGAAGAGAGCUACUUCCCACAUGGCUUGGCCAGCAAGGUUGGGGAUAGAGGGUUGAUCAUAAGGGGGUGGGCCCCACAACUGCUGAUACUGAGCCACCCAGCGGCCGGCGGAUUUUUGUCGCACGGCGGGUGGAACUCGACGGCGGAGGCGGCGGUGCUGGGCGUGCCCGUUUUGGCGUGGCCCGUUAGGGGUGAUCAGAUUUUCAAUGCCAAGCUGGUGGUGAAGCAUCUCCAGAUUGGGGCCAUGGCGUUGCGGGAGGGCUCGGUGGAGGUGGCGAGAAAGGACAUAGCAGAGGGCAUAGAGAGGCUAAUGUGUGACCGAGAAGUUCACCGGAGGGCAAAGGCGGUCCGGGCCAGAUUUGGGUCGGGUUUUCCGGCCAGUUCGGCGGCUGCCCUGGAUGCCUUUAGGGAGUUUAUCCACCAAAAUGCUUAAAUGCGACUUAGUGUGUGUGUGUGUGUGUAUCUCAUCAUCUUCUACUACUCUAUUACUACCACUACCACUGCUACAGUCAUUACCUUUCAUCCAAUGUUGUAAGACAUAAUUAAUAACAACCCAAAGUAAAGUCGUUCUUAUAUUAUGAUAUUUAGAACCAACGACUUGUAAUUUCAUUUUCAUCUCUCAUGGAAACAGCCACCAUCUCAAAGCCCAUUAAUAUUAUCUUCACUCACCCCUCCCACAACCCCACAAUUCUUCCCAAACUACUUCACCUUCCGCCUCCACUCCACUAUGUUCCUUCACUUCUCCUCCACCACAAGGUCGGAGAAGGAACCCUCCCAUCGUCGUCGUUCAAGGCAGAAGUUUCGUGGUGGUGGAGCCAGCCAGCCAGCCAGCCAAAGCGUUUGUUUAAUUAGAAGAGGAAAGCGUGGAUGGAUGUGAUAGUGAUAGGAGAAGAGUUGCCGACAUCCAGUCUCCCUGCAGAAGAAGGUUGAAAAGUAGGAGGAGGUCGGAUUC